Molecule: messenger RNA, 1136 nt
Organism: Xiphophorus hellerii (green swordtail)
Lineage: Eukaryota; Metazoa; Chordata; Actinopteri; Cyprinodontiformes; Poeciliidae
Gene: rln1
Product: relaxin 1
Exons: 2
Coding region: 387-929 (180 amino acids)
Cellular component (GO): extracellular region
Molecular function (GO): hormone activity; G protein-coupled receptor binding
Source: RefSeq, a predicted model, not a curated record
UCUUUGUUUCAUCGUCUGUAUUUUUUUUUUAUCUACGUGCAUAGACGGUGUCCGCAAUUAUAUUACUGCAACAAAGAAAUAACUCAAAAGUACGUCAGUGCCAUCAAUCCAAGUGACGUGCGUGUGUGUUGCGAGGAGGGAGGGCGGGCGGGCAGCAGAAACACACAAGUCCAUGAUUGAACUAGCGACUACAGUAUAUAAGGUUGCGGCCACUGGCUCAGAGAGAACCAGAGGAGCAAGACGCAGGAAAAACUGGAGCAUUUGUUGCUGUUUCAAUGGGCUUUAAUUGAACUCUGCAGGUGAAAAAGUCAGGAGCAGGAUCCUCAACUCUGACAAAAAAACAUUUCAGCUUCCCAGUUAGGUUACAGUUUCAGCCUUUAGUGAAGAUGCUGUGGAGGGUGACCGUUGCCUUGGCCGUGAUGUGCAUCGGAGGCGCAUGCAACAGCGUGGGAGCCGAUGUGAUGAGCAGACUGAUCGUGCCCAGGGACUAUGGGGUGAAACUGUGCGGGAGAGAGUUUAUCAGAGCUGUCAUUUUCACCUGCGGGGGCUCUCGGUGGAAACGGUCCACAGAGGGGGAAGGCGAGCCGUUCCACUGGACUUCCCUCGGUGAUGUUGCACCCGAAGCCGAGCGGAGGACCUGGCAGUAUGACACAGAUCUCAGAGACGAUAACUCUCCUCUCCCCUUUGCUGCCUCCAACUCGCUAGCUGACCUCUUGACCCUCUUCACAGUCACAAACGAGAGACAACAAUCGUCUUCAGGCUCCCCAGGCCUGCCGAGGGAGUCCAUAGCUUUAGGUGAGCAGGAGCAGAAUAAAGACGCAGCCGACCGGCUUGUAGUGACCAAGAAGAAGAGAAACUUUUCUCUGGGCGUGGCGGGGAUGUGCUGUAACCAAGGCUGCACCAAGAACGAUAUCGGACGGUUGUGCUGAGGCAGAAAGGAGAAAAGGCUGGUGUGAUAAUAAAGAUUAGGCACUGUACAAUAAUUUGUUUUGAGCAAACAAGAAGGGAAACAUUUGGUUCAUAUUUGUUUAAUAGCAGCCAUUAACUGUUUGUCUUUGAACUUAUUUUAAUAAAAUUCAUGUUCUGUAUGUUGACUGUUGCCUUCCUUGGAACGUGAAUAAAUUUUAAGUACUGCA